CGGCGCAUGCGUGGCCGCGGCUCCCAGUGCGCCCCGCGCAGAUCUUGGGAGGAGUGGACGCGGUCGUACACUGGGAGCCAGCAUCCGCCCCCUGAGGGGCCUGGCUUGGUCCCCUCUGCUGCUUUCCCUUCACAGGCGGAAUCGCUUCGGGGCCCGUCCUCGGCGCGCGGAGGUUUCUUGAGGACGGCCAGGCAGCCUAGGGCCAGGAAAGUCGGUGCUGACCCCAGACACCGCUGGCCCUCACAGACCACCACAGCGGCCUGGGCACGCUUCCCUCCCCGAACCUACAACCCGAGGCCGGGCAGGGUCGCACAUCCGGCGACUCCCACCAAGAAUCCUCGCCUCUCCCCAGCCCAACCCUUGGUAUACGGCACAACCCCUCUGUAUCCGGCACAACCCCUCGGGGCGUGGCUGUGCGCCCUCGCCCAUCCUUCCUUCAGUCCAUUCGGUUUACUCCCAGCCCUCGAGCCUCGCCCUGUCCUCCACGGCACUAAAAGAAAUGCGACCUGGACAGCCACAUCGUGGGGACACAUCUUAUUCGGAGGAGAGGCCCAGUUUGGGGACUUAAGUGUACACAUUUACCGUGUCAACGGCCGAGGGUAUUUGAUUAAUUUAAUCAGCUUGGAAUACCAGUUCGGGCUGAUACUGUUGUUUUCUCUCCCCACGUGUCCAAUGAAGCAGGUUGCCCUGGGAGGUGUGCUUUAUUUGAGUCUACUUUGAGCUGAACGUGAGGUUGACCCCCGUGUGAGAGCAUGGACCUUCAGACGGAUGUUCCCCUGGAGGUUGGGGGGCGCCUGAUAAUGAAGGUGGAGCAGGACCCCAGGUGGACAUCAGAGCUGGGUCUGAAAGAACCGGGGAGCUCAGAAUCUGAGAACUUCCGCAAAUGCUUCCGGCAUUUUUGUUAUGAGGAUGUGAGUGGACCCCACGAAGCUUUCAGUAAACUCUGGGAACUUUGCUGCCGGUGGCUGAAGCCAGAAAUGCGUUCCAAGGAGCAGAUCCUUGAGCUGCUGGUCGUUGAGCAGUUUCUCACCAUUUUACCAGAGAAGAUUCAGGCGUGGGCACAGAAGCAGUGUCCGGAGAGUGGCAAGGAGGCAGUGGCCCUGGUGAUACAUUUGGAGAAAGAGGCUGGAAGACUAAGACAACAGGUUUGCAGUCCUGAGCACUCAGGGAAGCAAGCCCCACUUGAAACAGUGUGGGAUGUGGCAGACUUUCAACCAGAGACCCAACCCAGAGUGAUGUCUAGGGAAGAAGCUGGAAGCCUGCACUCAGGACACCAGGAGCAGCUGAACCCAAAGAGAGAACAUCAGCCCUUACCCAAGAAUGCUCAGUCUUCUCCCUGGAUUCCCAUCCCUGCUGAAGAAUGGAACACCACGGAUCAGGAAGUAACAACCACAAAACUUCCUGUUGGGUUUCAGGGACCAGUGAAAGAUGUCCUUACGUCAAAAGGUAUUUCCUACAAAAAGAGUGUACAUCAGAUUCCUGUUCACAGAGAUGUCUACCGGGAUACUAGAGAAGAGAGUGUUGGGAACAUGGUCUCCCUGGGAAGUGCAGUAUCUAAUUCUAACAAGAUAGCCCAGGUGGAGCAAAGAAAGGAGCCAUGGACCAUAGGUCUGCAUUCCUCUAAUAAAAGGAAUAUUCUACAAAGCAGCUACAUCAAGGAAAAGUCAGUGCAUACUAUUCAGAUUCCUGCAAGAAGUACAGGGAAGAUGUGGAGAGAACAACAACAGUGGGGCUUAGAAGAUGAAAAGAUAGCAGGUGUGCAUUGGAGCUAUGAAGAAACAAAGACUUUUCUUGCAAUUCUCAAAGAGUCUCGAUUUUAUGAAACACUUCAGGCUUGUCCCCGAAACAGCCAGGUAUAUGGUGCUGUAGCUGAAUGGCUGCGGGAGUGUGGCUUCCUCCGAACCCCAGAACAAUGUCGGACCAAGUUCAAAAGUCUCCAAAAGAGCUACCGAAAAGUGAGAAAUGGCCACGUGCUUGAGCCCUGUGCCUUCUUUGAGGACAUGGAUGCGUUGUUGAACCCUGCAGCCCAUGCGUCAUCCACUGACAAGCCAAAGGAGACUGUGUCUCUCCCUAGACUAAAACAGAUUGGUAUCAGCGCUAAAGAACAGAUCAGUCUGAUGGAGGAGGAAGCUGCAGAAGAAUCUGAUUGUGAGGAAAUGGGCAUUGAGUUUAUCCAGAAGCCCGAGAUUCAUGGUACCCCUGUCUUGUUUCAGAACCUGAGCGGUGUACACUGGGGCUACGAAGAAACCAAGACUUUUCUUGAUAUUCUCCAUGAGACUCGGUUUUAUGAAGCACUUCAGGCUUGUCAUAGGAAAAGCAAAUUGUAUGGGGCUGUGGCUGAACAACUACGGGAAUGUGGGUUCCUCCGGACACCAGAACAGUGCAGGACCAAGUUCAAAAGCCUUCAGAAAAGCUACCGCAAAGUGAAAAAUGGCCAUGUGUUAGAGUCCUGUGCUUUCUACAAGGAAAUGGAUGCCCUAGUAAACUCUCGGGCAUCUGUCCCCUCUACCAACACCCAAGAAGAAGUCCCACCACCCUCAAGGCAAGAAAGAGAGGAUAUUGAGGUUGAAUCCCAGGAACCUACAGGUUGGGAACCUGAGGAGACCUCACAAGAGGCAAUAGUGGAGGAUUCUGGCAGCGAGAGAAUGAGUGAGGAGGAUAUUGUACAAGAGUCAGAAUUCCAAGGACCUCCAGGUCUACUGCAAAGCCCAAGUGAUUUUGAAUUUGGAGGUAGUAUCAAGGAGGAUGCAACGCAGGUAAUAUUUAAGGAUAUGGAGCAGCACAGGGCAUUAAUAGAAAAGUCUAAAAGGGUCGUUUCCCAGAAUACUGAUCCAGGUAAAUAUUGUAAAAAGGAAUGCAUCUCAGGAAGACACUGGGAAAACCAUCAAGGAAUCAGACAGGGAAAGUUGAUGUCUCAGCCUAGAGAUUUGGGGAAAGCUGUAGUGCAUCAGAGGCCUUUCAUGGGAAAGAGAUCCUACAGACUUCUCAAGUAUGGAGAAAGCUGUGGAAGAAGCACUCGUCUUCUCUGCCGGAUAACCCACCAGAAGGAAAAUUCUUAUAAGUGUAGUGUCUGUGGGAAGUGCUUUGGUAGAAGCAGGAGCCUAAUCAGACACCAAAGAAUCCACACAGGAGAAAAACCUUUUAAAUGUCAUGACUGUGGGAAAAGCUUUAAUGACUCCUCAAACUUUGGUGCCCACCAGAGAGUCCACACUGGGGAGAAGCCCUACAGCUGUGGAGAGUGUGGAAAGUGCUUUAGUCAGAGCUCAAGUCUCAUCAUACAUCAGAGAACCCACACAGGUGAGAAACCCUAUCAGUGUGGAGAGUGUGGGAAAAGCUUCACCAACAGUUCUCAUUUCAGUGCCCACCGCAGGGUCCACACCAGUGAGAAUCCCUACAAAUGCAUGGAUUGUGAAAAAAGUUUCAAUAACUGUACACAAUUUCGAGAACAUCGGAGAGUGCACACUGGAGAGAAGCCCUAUGGGUGUGCCCCCUGCAGCAAACAUUUCAGUAAGAGUUCUGUUCUGACCAAACAUCAGGAGGUCCACGUGAAAGAAAAGGUGCCGCAUCCUCCAUCUGUGUACUACCCAGAGAACCCACAUAAGGGAAGGACUGAUGACUUCAGGAAGACUUUUUGAUGAUGAUCUCUUCCCUUCCUCAAUGCCCUUUAGCCAUCCUACCCCGAUCUCACUCUUGGGAUCUUUUGUUGGCUAUAAAGUGUAACUCCCAAGAGUUACACUUGAGAAUAUAAAUAAAGACUUGGAUCCUGUUCUCACCUCUGCCUCUAAUGUGACCAGCCCAUUUUUCUCCUUUUAUGUGUCUCAGCGUCUCCCAUAAAAAAGUGGAGAACAUACAUUGUCUGAGUUCAGAAUGGAGCUCUCGUCAAUAUAUCAAGUCUACUGCUAUGGGAUCACUACAACCAGCAACAUUUAAGAUCCUUCUGUGUAGGUGAGAGUUGUUUUCAAGGAGAUGAAAAAUGCUGAAAGGUUUGUUGUUGUUUUGUUAUCUGCCACAUGAAAUCCUGGAUGCAGCUUGACCACAGAGUUUCAUGUUCGGGUAGAGCUUUCAGAAGUCUGGUCAGUACUACAUCAAGUCCAUUUUCAUUCUGAAGAUAUCAAAAGGAGACUGAAAAUUUUGUAGCUUCCAUAGGAAGUCUGUUGCAGUGUACCUUUUUUGUGUCAAGAACUUGACCUAGAAAGCUAGGGUAGAAUCCCUGUGUUGUCCCUGAAGUCAUGUUAGCGAUGCUUUGACCUCCACUGAGAUGAAAAGCAAUUGAUUACCCAUAAUCCUCUGUAUACCUACUGUUUCUUUCCCUGAAGACUGAAUCCCCUUAGCUGCUGCUUUCCUGCCUGUAAGAAUCUAGUUCCUGUUAUCAUUUACCAUAUGUCCUACACUUACCUCUUUAUGUUUUAGGUGCUCUUAUCUGUCUCUUCUGAGCUCUCACAUCCUCCUCAGAUUGACUAGGCUGCAUGCUCAUGGUGUGUUUUAUUAAGAUAAAGUAGUAUUUCAGGCACAUUCUAGUUGUCUCCUGUAACUUCUCCAGUUCUUACCUAGAACAUGAUGUAUGUUGGCAUAUUUAUGCCUUCCAACCUCACACUUUAAGAUUAUAUAAUCAUAGCUUUCUAAAACUUAAAAGGGGUAGAAAGAAGUAGAGACCUGAAAUAUUUCUAAGACCAGUCAGAUUUCUUAGGCCUGCUAAGGUUGGAUAGCCACCUUAAUCCAGACAAAACCUCUAACGUUGUUUAUCAAAUAUUCUCUUUUUUGAGUUCUAUAUCCUAUUCGUAGGAUCAUGACCCACACUGUAGAGCCUUGAGUAAUUUGUAGAAUUCUAUAGCUCAUUGAGUGAAAGCAGAAAUAUUUACCGAAACUUCCAAUCCAGAACAUGUGUUUUCUUCAUUUACCUGUUCAUCUGAAAAAUCUUUUUGAUAAUAACCCCCUAGCUCUAGCCCAAUAAAUAGUGAAGGAAGGGUUCAGAUGGAUGGAUAAUUCUUUCAUCUCUGGAAGUUACAGAUGAAACCCAAGAAUUUGGUCGUCCAAGACUAGUUCCUUUAGGCAGUGAAAAGUCAUAGUUUGGUGGAAAAAACCAGAGUUGGGUAGAUUUUUCUUUUGAUCUUAUCUCCUUUCUUUUAUCAUAUCCUCUCAUUUUAACAUAUGUGGAGAUAAUAUUUUUUCUUUAACUCUGUUUUAAUCUGUUGAAACUUGUUCAGCAGAAUACCAAGAAAGGUAGGCAGUUACAAUGCCAACAUAGGGUAUGGCCUUCUGGAAGGCAGGUGACUCAGGUAAAUGUUGAUAAAUGUUCUGAUUUACACUUGUUGAAAAUGUUAUGCUUGUUCACAUCUGAAUAGAUUGAUUUCCUCUGUGUUCUCUGAAUCAUAGACUUUCAAUGGUGAAUGCAGCUUUGUGUUAGUAAUAUGCCUAGCACAGUAAGACACAUUAGUGCCAGUGGGAGUAUGCUUAUAUUGUGUGGAUGUUCUGGAAUUCCAGCUCUAGAGAAGGUGAACAUUAAUAGAAGUAACCACUUAGUAAUACACACACAGGAUUGAUAAUUAUAUCAACUUAUACAUGAUUCAGGAAAGGUGUCUAUUCAUAAAUAUUUAUUAAGCACCAUUAUAUGUUAAGGCCGUGUUCUAGGCACAAUAAGAGAUACAAAAGUGAAAAUGGAGGCAUGGUACCUGUACUCAAGGAACUUGAAAUAUGAUAGAGGAAUUAUUAUAGCAAAAGUCAAUGCCAAUUAAUGCAUGUAACUUACAAAAGUCAGUGACUCAAUCAUGAGAAAAGCACCUUUACUUGCAAAAGACUUUUUCUAACUUGCCUAAAAUCAUAUUCUUUACUUCUGUCUUUCAGACUUCCCUAGUAGCAGGGAAGGUUCAGACCCAAUCCAUCUCCAGUGGGACAAGCUGAUUCUGGUUUAGUCUCCUAUGUCUGGGAUCAAGCUAAGUUGGAACUUGGAUUCCCCUACUGAUAUUUGUAAUUGUAACUGGGCAGCUGAGACAUGUGUUAAGUUAACUCAUUGAAGUUUGUCUCUUCUUUCUGAGGAGACAGAAGGUUCUGCCCACAUUAGACAAGACUCCUUGCAUUUUAUCCUUUUUCAGCUGGAACAUGAAAGUCCAAAUGAAUGAUGUGUCUUUUAUAUCACAUAGCACUGCUUUAUGACAAUCCGUAGGAACAGGCUUUUUUUUUUUUUUUAAGAUCUCAGUACCAGGGGAAGCUACUCUGAUCCUAAGCAAAAAGAAAGAAAAGAAAAGAAAUUAAAACACUGUGAUUUUUAUAACUUACUGUUUUUCUCUUUGGUUCUGGCUACUGCAAAGUUCAACAAAAUUUACAACCUACCUUACCAACUACCUAAAAUCUAUAUUUAUUUAAUCCUGUCUUAUUUGUUUCAAAAUUGUCCCAAAUCCUAUUUUUAAUGUUACUAAUAAACGUAUUUUAUUUUGUGACACCUUACCCAAGGCACUUUGGAAACUGGCUUGUAUUCCCUGCCAAGGCUUGCUUGUUACUCUCACAAAUGCCUCCAGUUCUUACUAGUCACUUUAUUACACAUACAACCUAAUUUAUUCAUAUGGAAGGAAACCUUACUUUAAAGAGGAAAACUUCACACAUAUGCCAACACAGCUCAGGGCCGCCUGCUGUGGUAAAGUAAGCAUUGGA
This is a messenger RNA of Phyllostomus discolor (pale spear-nosed bat), 6645 nucleotides long. It is a transcript of the gene ZKSCAN2, whose product is annotated as zinc finger with KRAB and SCAN domains 2. Gene Ontology annotation, molecular function: DNA-binding transcription activator activity, RNA polymerase II-specific; RNA polymerase II cis-regulatory region sequence-specific DNA binding. Bases 753 to 3635 code for a protein of 960 amino acids. Gene Ontology annotation, biological process: regulation of transcription by RNA polymerase II. Gene Ontology annotation, cellular component: nucleus. The transcript is spliced from 7 exons. The record is from RefSeq and is a predicted model, not a curated record. NCBI's taxonomy places the organism in Eukaryota, Metazoa, Chordata, Mammalia, Chiroptera, Phyllostomidae.